AUGAUGCUCACCAGCUUAUGGAGGCGACCAGUGGCCUCUGUGAUCAUAUCCAGUGCUCUUGGUCGACUGAGCAAACCCCCGCAACUCCCGAUAUCUGUCACGAAUGUUCUGAGGCAGCGCAGCUACGCGAAUGAUCACGCAGCCUCCGGAGCAAAGAAAGAAAAGAAGAAGAAGAAGAAGAAGAGAAAGAAGAGCGGGGCGGUAGAGGUCAAGCCUGAACAGACAACAUUAUCGAUGAUAUUAGCCGAGACGAAUGCCCUGCUAGAGAAGCUGAACGGAGUCAAAGCUGUAUCAGUUGAAGCUCCCCCAAGUGACGCGACAGAAGAACAAAGCCCUACCUUAUCAGCCGAGCAAGAAGCCCUGGUCUCACUAGCAUUAGAAGGCCACAACAUAUUCUAUACAGGCUCAGCCGGCUGUGGAAAGUCUACAGUUUUGAAAGCCAUUCGAGAUCGCUUCGAAGCAAGGGGCGAGUAUGUCCAUGUUUUGGCCCCAACAGGCAAGGUGGCGCUCGCCAACGGAGGCAGAACAACAUGGUCGUUUGCUGGCUGGACGCCCAACUCGCAUAAAAUGAGCUUAUACGAGUUAACAAAUCCUGAUUCUCGACGAAACAUUCCGUUAUUCCGGCGGCUGGACAAAAGCUGCGACAUUGACUUCUACGACAAGGAAGACAAAUGGGCUUUUAAAAGCAAAGCGUGGCAAGAAUGCAACUUUCGCUACGUCUACCUUGCCACCGUCUACAGACAGAAAGAUCCCGCCUUUAUUGAUUUGCUACAAAAGUGUCGGCUCGGAUUGCAGCUUAAUGACGCUGACUUGAAGCUUUUGACAAGCUCAGACGACAAAACGGACAACCACCCAGUGAAGCUUUUCCCGACGCGAGCAGAGGUACGAGAGGUCAAUGAUGCAGAGUAUCGGCGUCUACAUGCUCCUCCGCAGGUAUACAAAAGCGUGGAUAUAUCUUUGUGGAACAAAAAGAAACACCGUUACUUGGAAGACAAGCAAGAAAGAGCUGGCGAUGGCUCUCUGAAAGCACUGAGCGACCAUAAUUUUGAAGUCGAACUUCACCUGAAAGAAGGCAUGCAAGUAUUGUUGCUGCAUAAUAUUGAUCUUGGCAGAGGAUUAUGCAAUGGCGCUCAAGGGCAAAUUAUUGGUUUUGAGUCCUUUGGGGAGAUUCCACCUGAGAUCCCUCUGUAUGAAGAAGAUCUACCCGUAUAUAUGUCAGCAGCCCAUGAACAGAAGGAAGCGAUUGAGAAAUUCAUGCGCAAAUGCCACGAUGCCAAAGGUUGGCCAAUUGUCAAGUUCCACAAUGGCAUAGUCAAGACCAUCUAUCCCGUUUGCCAACCUCUGCUUCUAGGAGAAGAACGCCCGUAUUCGCUCAUUGGCAGGAUGCAGAUCCCACUUACCGCUGCCUGGGCUUUAAGCAUUCACAAAUCUCAGGGAAUGACGUUGGACAGCGCUGUGGUGAGUAUAGGGAAAGCUUUUGAAGAAGGCCAGAUCUAUGUAGCUCUGUCGAGGGUGAAGACCUUGGCGGGAUUGAAGGUGGAGGGUAAUUUGUCCCCGUUACGGGAGUUUAAAGGAGAUAGAGUGGUGCAAGAGUGGCUAAAGAAGACAUUUGGAGAGAAACUUGUGAUGGGAAAAGAGGAUUGA
Molecule: messenger RNA, 1644 nt
Organism: Trichoderma gamsii
Lineage: Eukaryota; Fungi; Ascomycota; Sordariomycetes; Hypocreales; Hypocreaceae
Product: PIF1
Exons: 2
Coding region: 1-1644 (547 amino acids)
Source: RefSeq, a predicted model, not a curated record